AUGACCUCAGAGCUCAUUCUGGCUAAAGAAACGGAUCUAUCAUUCUGGCAUGCCCUGGACGAUAUCGUUUUUUCAGAGCAUGCAUUUUACUCCCCGCGCAUCUUAUCUCUUCCGCUGCAGACCACCAUCAUUAGGCGUCAUUUGACCUCUGGCAUUCAGCGUUUCUUGCCUGAUGCGGUUGAUCAACUCAGGAAUACUCUGGAUCGAGAAUGGAAGUCCGGAACAACGAAAGAGUGGGCUUCCGUCAAUCUCUUUGGCUCCUUACUCAACGUGGUUAACAAUAUGGUGAGCGUUGUAUUUGUUGGCAAUGAACUGGCCAGCGAUGAAGAGUUUCAGACUAGUAUCAACAAGCAUACAGAACAGGUAUUCCUCACAAUGUCUGUACUCAAGUUUGUGCCUCGGAAGCUGAAGAGCUUGCUUUGUCCAAUCAUCCGUCGAUCUCAAGACAAGUACAGGAAGGAAGUUGAGAAAAAGCUCUUGCCCAUAAUCACUGAGCGUCUGAAUGAUUUAAAAGAGCUGAAGGGGGAAGAUUCGAAGACUCAAGAUAAACCAGAUGAUCUACUACGGUGGCUUAUCGACUGCCAAGCAUCUUUGAAAGACCCUGCCGAGCGGGCGGUUGAGCUUGAACCGAGCCUGAUAGUUACCCGGGUCUUGAUGUCCUACUUCGUCUCGGUUUUUCUUGUGAAUGUGGCACUCUUCAAUGCUGUAUCAAUAAUGGGACGGCUCCCUGAAGCCGACUAUUGGUCGACGAUACGUGAUGAGGCCCACGGCAUACUCGAUGAUGAUCAGGAUGGAUGGACCAAAGCAAAGGUGGAUAAUCUCUGGAAAACGGAAAGCUUUGUGAAAGAGACCAUGCGUUUCGUGGGGGACGCCUGCUUUGAAAUGCGACGAAAGGUCAUGGUUCCCACUGGCAUCAACCUUUCAGAUGGCACCCAUUUACCGUUCGGCACUACGGUAGGGCUUCCUUCCAACGCCAUACACAACGAUGAUCGCUUUUAUCCGCAAGCUAGCUCGUUCGACGGCUUGCGUUUUCUGAAGCUCCGAGAGAUUGAUGAUCCCAAUGCAGCUCGAGGAUCAUUGUUGACAGCCACUAGCAACACGUUCCUCCAAUUUGGACAUGGCAAGCAUGGAUGUCCUGGAAGAUUCCUUGCGGCCGAUAUCCUCAAGCUUAUACUUGCCGAGAUGGCUCUACGGUAUGAGAUAAAAUGGGAUGUGAAGCCGGAAGAAAACAGUUGGUUUGGCAAUUCCCUCAUGCCGUGCACAAACACGGUUGUAUCUGUCUCCCGAAGAGACCUUUCAUGA
Penicillium bovifimosum is the source of this 1302-nucleotide messenger RNA. RefSeq names its product cytochrome P450. The transcript has 5 exons. NCBI's taxonomy places the organism in Eukaryota, Fungi, Ascomycota, Eurotiomycetes, Eurotiales, Aspergillaceae. Gene Ontology annotation, molecular function: iron ion binding; oxidoreductase activity, acting on paired donors, with incorporation or reduction of molecular oxygen; monooxygenase activity. The record is from RefSeq and is a predicted model, not a curated record. Bases 1 to 1302 code for a protein of 433 amino acids.